AUGGAGGUAAGUUGUAACCUUUGUAACAUUUGCACUUUAUUUUAUUGUAGUCUGGACAGCAAGCUGUUGAUAUGAAUGUGAAGAAGAUCAUCAAUUCAAGAGCUAUUAAGUUCUUCAAAGUUGGAGAUCCGAGGGAGGUAGGGUACUAUAAUAUAUGUUUUUGUGGUUACAGUGUAAGGCUAAUACGUCUGUUUAGUUUUUCAUAACUUUAUAUUUAAAAUGAAAAAAAAAUAUUUUUUAAAAUUUCAAAAAUUUUAAAAUUUGAAUCUUCAGACCUUAAGACUGACGACAGAACAAAUUGACACAACGUUAAGAGAAGGUGAAGUUUUGACACGAUGGAUAGCCAGUCCAGUUCAUCCCGCUGACAUUAAUAUAGCCAGAGGAGUGUAUUUUUAUAAAAGAGAACCUCCAUCAUGUUUGGGGAUUGAUGCUUUUGGCAUUGUUGAAAAAGUAAGUAGUCUAGCCUGGACUUUAGCUCUAGCUCUAGCUCUAAAUCUAGUUCUAGCUUGAGCUUUAGUUGUAGCCCUAGCUCUAGCUCUAACGCUAACUCUAGCUCUAGGUCUAAAUAUAAGCCCAGGUUUAGCUCUAGCUCUAGUUGUAGUUAAAGCUCUAGUAUUAUGUUCAGGUAUAGGUGUAAGCCAAGGUCUAGUUCUAGGUCUAUUUAGGCAUGAAGAACAGGCCGACCCAAAUGUUUUUACGGGGAAACGGGCUGGGCCAAAAUUUUUCGGGAUCUCCAGGCUUGGUCCGACCCAAAUUUUGCUCAAUUUAAGCUCGUUCUUCAUGUUUAGGUCUAUUCUUAACUUUAGCUCAAGGUCAAGACCAAGUUCAAGAUUAAGAUCAAUAUCAAUAGCAAGCUCAAGCUCAAGCUCAAGCUCUAUCUCUACUCUCAAUCUUAUUCUAUAGUGCCCAUUCCUCAUUCCAGGUCGGUCCAAACGUAAAGCACAUCAAAGUGAACGAUCAUAUAAUGCCGAUGAUGCCACAGACUCAAGGUGGCUUUUGGAGAGAGCAUCAAGUGUUAAAAGCUGACGAAGUAUACAAAUUGAGAAAAGAACUGCCAUUAGAAGUGAAAGCCACAUUGGCUGCCAACACUCCAAGUGCUUAUCUAAUUCUGACACAAUUUGUAAAGCUACAGAAGGGAGAUUACGUGCUACAGAAUGCUGCUAACUCACAGGUUGGGCGGAUGAUUAUUGAGCUUUCUAAAGGUAAGACUUUUUCAGCUUUGGUACAAAAAAGUGUACUAGUGGUACUGCUCUUGGUACAAAAAAAAGUUUACUAGUGAUACUAUUUUUGGUACAAAGUGUUCUAUCAAUUUUUUAAUUUUUACAAUAAAAAUUUUAAAAAAAAAUUUUUUUAAAGUGUACCAGUGGUACCACUUAAGGUACUGAGUGUACCAUUUUGAAAGUUUGAAAAAUUAAUUUUAAAAUUAAAAAUUUUAGUUUUUUUAAAAUUUUUUACAAUUUUAUACUAUUAGUACUAUUAACAGUACCAAGUGUACCAUUUUUAGAAUUAAAAAAAAUUGGCCUUGAAAUUCACAAAUUUUAAAAUUUUUUAAAAAUUUCAAACUUGUCUCAUUAAUACUAUUAACAGUACCAAGUGAACCAUUCUAACUUUUUAAACUAAACAUGCCAUUCUUUUCCAGCCCUCGGUUACAAAUCCAUAAACGUUGUCCGAGACCGUCCAGAAAUCGAAGCCGUGAAGCAAGACCUUCUGAAUCGUGGAGCCAACUACGUGUUCACAGAAUCCGAAUUCAAACAACAAGGCAAAGAAUUCAUAAAAUCCCUGGAUCGCCCGCUAAAACUGUCGAUAAACGGAAUCGGUGGCAAAAGCUCCAUUCUAAUGUCGGCCAAUUUGGCCAAGUUCGGCACGAUGGUAGUGUACGGCGGAAUGAGUCUGAAGCCACACGAGAUUCUCACAUCGUCGCUGGUGUUCAACAGUAUCAAGGUGGUUGGGUUCUUACUGUACGAUUAUAUCAACUAUGAUAACUGUGAAUUCACGAAAAAGGUGUACGAAGAGCUACAGGAUUUGUUUUUGACGAAGAAUGUUACGGCUACCCCCAUGGAGAAGGUGAAUUUCGAGGAUUUUAAGGUGGCGGUUGAUAAAACUAUGGCUGGUGGUCAGUUGAAACAGCUACUGAUGAUUACUAGCGAUGACAAAUGUCAGUUGUGA
Bursaphelenchus okinawaensis is the source of this 2166-nucleotide messenger RNA. The record is from the annotation of a GenBank genome assembly. Lineage: Eukaryota; Metazoa; Nematoda; Chromadorea; Rhabditida; Aphelenchoididae.